AUUAAAAGGAAAAUCCGAAUAUUCUGAUUGGGAAGACCAAUAUUCAGCAUUAGAAAUAAUUAAACUUGAACAAAUUCUUCAUGAAAAAAAUACUUUACCUAGAGGUGUAACCGAUAUUGAUUAUGAGUUUAGGGUUCCCGGUAAUUUACCACAAACUUAUAGAACUAAUUUUGGAGCUAUUUUUUAUAAAUUGGUUGCCGUCGUUCAACCAGCUUCUUUAAUGUCAAAAUAUACUAGAGUUGAAAGAAGCGUUGAUGUUUUAAGACAUUAUUUACCUUGUAGGAGAGAGCUUUUACCUGCUCCUCCACAAAAAAUUUAUAAGGGUGAAAGAAAGGAUAUUAUAAACUUUGAGUUGGAACUUCCUACAAUCAUUUGCGUUAAUGAAAAAAGUUUAUUAAUCAGAUUAAGAUUAUGUCCAAAAAGCGACCAAGACAUGGAUGAAUUUUCGGUCGAUCCUGCACAUUUAGUUUCCAUUGUUCCAUUAAAUGGAUCACCAUUAACAAAACGUAAACGAACUUAUCCUAUAGCCCCGACAACACUCAAUGUUUCCAAUGAAACCGACAAUUGGAAUAAUCCAUUGAUUUAUAACCUUCC
Messenger RNA from Racocetra fulgida, 594 nucleotides. The record is from the annotation of a GenBank genome assembly. Lineage: Eukaryota; Fungi; Glomeromycota; Glomeromycetes; Diversisporales; Gigasporaceae.